Cryptosporidium ubiquitum is the source of this 855-nucleotide messenger RNA. Its product is annotated as transcription factor with SANT domain. Gene Ontology annotation, biological process: RNA polymerase III preinitiation complex assembly. The transcript has a single exon. Bases 1 to 855 code for a protein of 284 amino acids. NCBI's taxonomy places the organism in Eukaryota, Apicomplexa, Conoidasida, Eucoccidiorida, Cryptosporidiidae. Gene Ontology annotation, molecular function: TFIIIC-class transcription factor complex binding. Gene Ontology annotation, cellular component: transcription factor TFIIIB complex. The record is from RefSeq and is a predicted model, not a curated record.
AUGGGAGGAAAUGAUUCAACAAAGGGAGAUAAUGCUACUUUAUGGAGUAUUGUAAUUAAAACAGCAUAUAGAAAGAGGAGAUCCAAAAGAAAACAAAAUGAACAGAAAAAUGAAGGAAGUGGCCUAGAUUUGGAUAAUUAUAAUAACUACACCAGUACAAUAGGAAACAAUAAUUUUACUGACAGAUAUUCAGGUGACAAUACAAUUUUAAAUGGUAAUACUUGUUUCUCAAAGAAUCAACCAGGGCCAAGUAUUACAGAUACUAAGAGUAAUGGGGAUGAUUUACUAAAAUACUUAUUGGAUGGAAGCCCUGGACAGGAAAAUAAGCAACUAGAAGACAAAAAUACGGUUUCAAGUGAGUUUGAAGGAGUUAGAACUGAAAGCAAUUCAAAUAAUAGUUUUUUAAGUGAAUUAUUUUCAAUUGAUAAAUUAAAUGGAGAUGGAGGCUCUAAAUUGUCAAUAGAUUGCAAAGGAGAUAUAAUUAUAGAAGAAAAUUCGUUGAAUGGUGGUUCUGGAAAACAAAUGGAUUGGCUUGGAUUAAUGGAGGGAAGAGUAUAUAUUAAUGAGAAUAUGGCAGGCACAUCCUUACAGCCAUAUUCUGGUGCUUAUAAGAGAACAAAAGGUAAAAGAUGGUCUACAGAACAGACUAAUAAAUUUUAUGAUGCUUUGUCACUAUUUGGUACGGACUUGAUGCUAGUAAAAUCUGUCUUCCCAGAAUUUACUGAUAAGCAAAUACACGAUAAAUUUAAAGCAGAAGAGAAGAAGAAUAAGGAUAAGUUGGAUGACAUAUUAAUUAAUAAUAAGAAAAAGUUAACCAAAGAAGAUGUUUUAAGAUUUAAACAAAAAUAUAAAUAA